Messenger RNA from Parascedosporium putredinis, 1776 nucleotides. The record is from the annotation of a GenBank genome assembly. NCBI's taxonomy places the organism in Eukaryota, Fungi, Ascomycota, Sordariomycetes, Microascales, Microascaceae.
AUGCCUCCCAUCUCCUCGUCGAAGGAGAAGCGCCUCGCCAAGAAGGCUGCUCUCAGUAAGACCAAGGGCUCCAAGGCCAGCUCCGCUAUUGCGAGCAAGGCAGGCUCUGUCAAUGGCGAUGAGCCCGAGCUCGAUGUCCACGGAAAGCCCAUUCGCUUGGCGGAUCAGCUCGACAAGCAUGGUCUCUCUGACCGUGUCACCACUGGUGUACUUGCCUCCACCGAGCAAAGCAAGGAUGUCAAGAUUAGCAGUACAAGCUUGGUGUUUCACGGUCGUGUCCUCAUCAAUGAUACCACCAUGGAAUUGACCUAUGGCCGCCGAUAUGGUCUCCUUGGUGAGAACGGUUGCGGCAAGUCUACCCUUCUCAAAGCCAUUGCUCAGCGCGAGUAUCCCAUUCCUGAGCACGUCGAUAUCUACCUUCUCAACGAAGACCGCCUCGAUAAGCUCGCCGAGAAGCUUCUCGAGGAUGAAGGUCCUGAGAGCCCUGUUCUUAUGGACCUCUAUGAUCAUAUGGAUAAGAUGGAUCCCUCCACCUUCGAGACCCGUGCUUCUCUUAUCCUCACCGGUUUAGGCUUCAACAAGCAUACUAUCCACAAGAAGACCAAGGACAUGUCCGGUGGUUGGCGUAUGCGAGUCGCCCUUGGCAAGGCUCUUUUCGUCAAGCCCUCUCUCCUCCUUCUCGACGAUCCUACCGCCCAUCUUGACCUUGAGGCUUGCGUGUGGCUGGAAGAAUAUCUGAAGAAGUGGGACCGCACCCUCGUCCUCGUUUCCCAUUCCAUGGAUUUCCUCAACGGUGUCUGCACAAUGAUGAUUGAUAUGAGGAUGCAGAAGCUCAUGUACUACGGCGGAAACUAUGACACGUACAUUAAGACCAGGACCGAACAGGAGACUAACCAAAUGAAGGCCUACCACAAACAGCAGGAUGAGAUCACCCACAUUAAGAAGUUCAUCGCUAGCGCUGGUACGUACGCCAACCUUGUGCGACAGGCUAAGUCUCGUCAGAAGAUUUUGGACAAGAUGGAGGCCGAUGGUUUCAUCCAGCCCAUCAUCCCUGACAAGGUCUUCACUUUCCGCUUCGCCGAUGUUGAAAAGCUUCCCCCACCUGUGCUUUCUUUCGACAAUGUGAGCUUCGCCUACUCUGGAAAGGCCGCGGAUGAUUUGUACAAGAGCCUCGAUCUCGGCUUUGAUAUGGACUCCAGGACGGCUCUCGUCGGCCCCAACGGUGUUGGCAAAUCCACUCUUCUCCGCCUCAUGACCGGCAAGCUCUCCCCUCGCGAGGGUGUCGUGACGAGGCACACCCACCUGAAGCUCGGGCUCUACUCACAGCACAGUGCUGAGCAGCUUGACCUCACCAAGUCUGCCCUCGAUUUCGUGCGCGACAAGUACCCCUCCAUUUCUCAGGAUUACCAAUACUGGCGUGCGCAGCUCGGUCGCUACGGUCUCACAGGCGAAUCCCAGACCGCGCUCAUGGGCACUCUUUCCGAAGGCCAGAAGAGCCGUAUCGUCUUUGCUCUGCUCGCGAUCGAAAGCCCCAACAUGCUUCUGUUGGACGAACCUACCAACGGUCUCGAUAUUCCUACCAUUGAUAGUUUGGCUGAUGCUAUCAACGCCUUCAGUGGUGGUGUCGUAGUCGUCAGUCACGACUUCCGUCUUUUGGACAAGAUCGCGAAGGAGAUUCUCGUGUGCGACAACAAGACCAUUAAGCCUUGGGACGGCACCAUCUCCGAGUAUAAGAACUACCUCCGCAAGAAGAUGAUUUCCAGUGGUGCGGUCUAA